AGAGGAACUGUUUUCUUUUUUGUUUUUAUAACAUUCUUAUCUAAGGAUCGAACUUUGUCGAUUGAACGAGUACGUGCACGCAGCUGUACCUCUCACUCAGGUGAGCUCUGCGGGGGCGCGCACGAAAGUGUACUUUUUAAAAGUCGGUAUAGCACCACUGUUUGAGGAAAUAGUUGAAAAUAAGUGUAACAUAGUGUAACAUAUCCGGCAUACAUUUCUGGUAACAAAACAAAACAAAACAAACAAAAAAAUCUAAUUUAAAUGGCAAUUAAAAUCUGAAGAGCAUGUAAAUUUACACCGUUAAAUUACUUCUGCGCACACAAGACGUACAUAAUGGAACAGGAUUUAAAUGUGUCUGUUCAAUUAAAUCAGGAGGAAGUGAAAGACUUUAAAACACUACGAGCCAGGUUCCAGAACAAUUCCGAUUUUCCAAAGAACAACCUCUGGAGCAGACCCCCUCCAGCAGUGAAACUAAAGCCUGUGAAUCUGCCUGAGAAGCGCCUUCCUCCUCCGCCAGUGAAGAAUACAGGAGAGGGUCUCUCUCCUAGGACAGUCUGUGAUGAAGUGAAUGAAACAGCUGGACCAGGCAGAAAGCAUGCACUGCCUGUACAAUCCAGCACUCUGCCCUCCACCAAGCCUCUACCAGAUAAAACCGUGUUAAAGUGUACGGGAGCCGACACAUUUAAAGCAGGGGUGGUGAGGGAGGAAGGAAAGGAUGAACAGUCCGCAGCAGACACCUUCAAGCACACUCGAAGGCUGUGGGAGAAUACCUUAUCCCAGCACAUGAAAAGGCCGGAUCUUGCUCAGCUGAACCAUGGUGGAGUAAAUAAGCCCUUCUCAAGACCCCACAGCACUGUGUGGGAAGCAGCGGGAAAUGGAUCAUCAUCGCCAACUGUGGCCAACGUGGAAAAGGCAUAUUGCCAAACUAGAGACUUUCCCCCUGCAAAAGAUCUUUCUAAAUGCCCUCCCCCUUUGCCUCGUAAAGAUCUCAUGGAGGGACGUUCCUGUCCAGUGAAGGAACAGACUGACAUCUCUAAAUGCCCUCCCCCUUUGCCUCGUAAAGAUUACAUGGAGGGACGUCCCUGUCCAGUGAAGGAACAGCCUGACAUCUCUAAAUGCCCUCCCACUUUGCCUCGUAAAGAUGUAAUGAAGGAACAUCCCUGUCCAGUGAAGGAACAGCCUGACAUCUCUAAAUGCCCUCCCCCUUUGCCUCGUAAAGAUCACAUGGAGGGUAGUCCCUGUCCAGUGAAGGAACAGGCAGAUUCCCCUUGGAAAGCCUUGGCGGUGUCUUUACCUGCUGACACCAAACCUGCAGAUCCAGACCUGGGCACUGACGGGUCACUUUAUGAGGAGCAGCCACCUGUCGUUCUGGAGUGUAACGAGGCUCAGCAACCAGGUGGUGAAUCCAGAGGCCACACUCCGAGGCGGAAAGCACUUCCCGAUGUGCAGUCGCUAGGGACACCACCAAAGAAACCAACAAGGCCUGCACACGUGGAUCUCAGCCAAUUCCGUAAGGCAACCAGAGCAACCAAAGCCCUGGGUGUCUCUUCAGAAAUGAUCACACCACCUUCCAGGGCAAAACCUCCUGAAGACUUUGAGAAGAAUUCACCUCCAAAUAAUGAUGCUGUGGAUCCUGGAAUUUAUGAGGACUAUGAAGGAGAUGCAUUGUAUCUAGAUGUAGAAAUAACUCGACUUGAAAAGGAUGCUGAAAACAUCACAACUACUGAAACUGGAAUCCAAGAUCAGGUCAAGAACUCAGCUGAAAAGAAAAGCUUCUUGUUUGAAAAAUGCAGCAGCAAUGAACAAGCAGUGAAAAAGAAAGAGAAGGAGGAAAGGCAACACCUCGAGAAGGAGAAGAAGAAACAGAAAGAAAAAGAAAAGAAAGAGAAUGAAAUCAAAAAAAGGUUUAAGAUUACCGGAUUGGAAGAGAUGAUCUACCGUGUGGAGGUGAAGGAGGAAAGUAAAGGAGGGAAGAAUGACCUGGCAGUAAAGCAGGGUGAUGUGGUGGACCUCAUCAGGACCACUAAAUGUCCUCCUGGCAAGUGGCUGGCGAAAGACUGUGACGGAAACUAUGGCUACAUCUCUGUAACAGCCCUGGAGAUGGAUUUUAAGGGAAUUCAUGAAAUUGGAAAGAGGGUAUCAACAGCAAUGGGGCUCCAUCCGUCUGACACAGAGGAAAUCGUUAAAGGAGACAGGUCAACACCCUUGUUCAAUUCUAUUUUAGAGACAUCAGAUGGCUUUGACGAUAUUUAUGAUGACGUUGAAACUGAACAAAAGGAUUCACAAGAGAAGUAUGAAAAGCCUAAAAAGUUGGCAAAUGUUUUUCUCAAAUAUAAAGAAUACAUUGAAAAGAAGAAAAUGGAGAAAGGGGGAUUUCCUGUGGAAGAAACUGAAAGAACUGAGGAAGGAAAAGAAAACGAUAUUUAUGAUGAUGCUGAGAUGGAAAAGAAGGACUUGCCAAGCAAUAAAGUGGUGAAUAUUUUCCACAAAAUUAAAGUAAACAAGGAAAAGAAGAAAGAAAAAGGUGAAACUGAAAGAGCUGAAGAAGGGCAAGGAAACCGAUAUACUGAUGUACCCUCACCCAACAGAGAAAGGACUGGAGGCUUGUUCAAAUUCAAAAAUCCCAAUGCAGAUGAAGAGAAGUCGAAGAAAAAUACAUUUUUCAAGAAUGAGAAGGAGUUCAGGCAGAAGUUUCAGUACACCAAGGAGAUCGAAGUUCAGAACACAGUGGUGGUGAACAGCGUUGUUGUGCAGAAUUCUCCCAGUGACCUCAAUCUCGCUAUCAAACCAGGAGAGCAGCUGGAUGUUAUCGACGUGACCAAGGAUGACAAGAUUAUUUGCAGGAAUAUGAGGGGCAAAUAUGGCUAUGUCUCUAUAGAAAAUAUUGCCUGCAGCUAGCAGUACUCAAGCCAAGAACCAAUGAAAAAUAUUCUGUUUCCAAACUUGACUAGCUCAUAUGGUGCAUGUGAUCUGUGCCAAAGACUAAAGCAGUUACUGCUGUAAUUAUGAUCUAAUGAGUAAUAAUGGUAAUUAUAAACAACAUUGUGUUACUGUUUUUUUUGUUUGUUUAAUAAUAGAUCCAAUCACAGCAUAGGUUACUAAGGACCAAAAGGACAUUUUCACACUGAGAAACCAACCAUCACAUUUAGAGGUUUUCUAGCAGUCUCAUAUAGAAUCGGUUCUGGCCCUGUGAGUGAAGUAGAAGAAGAACUGAAAACAGCCACAUUCAUUUUUAUAAUAAAUAUUUAUUAAAGUGCAAAUAAUCAUAAGAGCAACAUCACACAAAAAAAAAAAAACACCUAGAACCAGGACUCCGGGGAGGCAGCAGUGCAGUGGUACAGAAAA
Messenger RNA from Acipenser ruthenus (sterlet), 3345 nucleotides. RefSeq names its product FYN-binding protein 1-like. Gene Ontology annotation, cellular component: plasma membrane. The record is from RefSeq and is a predicted model, not a curated record. Gene Ontology annotation, molecular function: protein binding. NCBI's taxonomy places the organism in Eukaryota, Metazoa, Chordata, Actinopteri, Acipenseriformes, Acipenseridae. Gene Ontology annotation, biological process: integrin-mediated signaling pathway; protein localization to plasma membrane; T cell receptor signaling pathway. The transcript is spliced from 22 exons. The coding region runs from base 334 to 2898 and encodes 854 amino acids.